UCGCACCGGGCGUGUAAGUAAACUGCGAUGCUGUCUCGGGUUCGCCGGCCAGUAUGCCGCCGCCGGUGCCGGGCUCACACUGCCUCGCGCCCUAGUGCCUCCGAGCCAGCCUCGUGCACCCUCGCCGUCUCCCCGCGGCCCCCGGCCCGCGCCCCUCGGGUCCCGCGGCUGAUCCGCGCGGGAUGUGACCUCUUGCAGCUGCCUGGCCUCCUCUGCCGCUCGAGGGGCCCCGCCUUUACUUGCGUUUGGGGGUUGGGGGCGGGGAGCGGCACGCGGAUCCUGGCAUUGGAGUUCCCGGGCUUGCAGCGGCCGCUGCAGCCUCAUCCACGCACCCCGAGCGCCCCUUCUUCCCAGAGCAGCGGCGGAGAAGGCGAAGCGACCGGCGGGGCCGAGGCAGACGGGGCUCAAGGCGCGCAGGGCGGCGGGGACAACGGGGGCGGCGGCGGGGCCGAGAAUCCGGCCGGAGGCGACACGGUGGCGGCCGGCGACAAGGAGCGGAAAGUGGGGUUGGCGCCCGGCAACGUAGAGCAAGUCACCUUGGCGCUCAGGGCUAGAGCUUUCAAAGUCGCAACCCUAACUGCUGGAGGGCGGCGGCCCCGACGACUGGCUGCGGAAGACCCCGCAGGGCAUCCAGCUCCUGGCAGACUCCUCCCCACCCCGCCCAGCAGCCCUGUCAAGAGGAACAUCGCCAAGUACCGGAGUAUCCAAACUUUGAUCUACGACGCCCUAGAGAGACCGCGGGGCUGGACGCUGCUGUACGACGCGCUCGUACUCUUGGAGCUACCUAAGCAGCAGAACUGGGAUUCUCGCAGGAGUGUUCCACCUGUGUCCUAGUGCUCUUUUCACCAUGUCACUGUUGUCCCCAGUGACUGACGAUGUGGAAAAAGAGCAUGAUACCAAAUUAGCUUCUUUCAAAGAACAAUACGCUGGGGUGCUUCCCAAGGGAGGUAUGAUACAUGGUCUGAACAAAGCGGUUCUGGGAUUCGUUCUUCACCCCUGUAAGAGCAAGAUAGAGAUGCAAAAAUGGAUGAUGCCAGUGAGGGUCCCUGGAUAAGAUACUUUUGCCCUCGAACCUGAGCAACAAGACACCCUUUCAGCUGGAUGGCCUGUCUGACACUGUGCAGAAUGUCGCCGGCAUUAAGUACUUGAACCUCUCCAACAGUGAGAGGUGAUGUCUUCAGAGGAGCUGGACAAGGGCAAAAGUCUGCAGCCAGAAGAGAUGAGUGCCGACAGAAGCCCCCUGUGCACUGCCUUCCCUGAUAAACCAACCAACAUAAAGUCAGUUGUACACUGUGUCACCCCAUGGGACUCUAAACUAUGCCUGACGGUACCUAUUUGGAGGAGCCAGCAACUCUGUUCCUUUGCAGGAGACCAGAAUCCCUAUGCUCUCCUCUUUGUGUUUUGUCCCUCACCUGUGCUGAAACAUCUCCUAUUUGGAUUAAGAGGCUAGAGUAUAGCUUCUGAGCCCUGGCUCAGGCCAACAGACAGAGGGGGAGGUUCACUGAGACUUACUUUUCUUGGCAAGAAGGGCCGGAAGUGGAGCUGAAGCUGCCUAAUGUGCCUCAAGUUAAGAUGGCUCUUGGAUCUGUAAUAGGAUGAAGAGGUGGGAGAAUUUCUGGGUCCAUUUAUGGGGAUCUGAAUAGAACAGGGUAAAAAGGGAGCUGUGGGGUGGAGAAAAACAGUGGAAGAAGAAAAAUAUGGGUUAGGGGGAAAUGCCUUCUACAUGAUGCUAGGUCCAAUACUCCUCUAUAGAAUGCAAAACAUUAUUCUCUUAUACCUGUGAGUAUAAUUUUCAACUCUGGAUAUACAGAAAAAUCCCCUCCAAUGUCCAGACUCAAGAAAUUGAAUCAGAAAAAAAAAAGAAAGAAAUUUCAUCAGAAUAUCUAGGGGUAGAUCCAGUCAUCAGUGUUUUUAAGGCUCCCCAACUGAUUCUCAUGAGCUGUCAAAAUCAAAAGCCUUAUCUAAUAGUAUAUUAGUUUUCUAAGGCAAAGUCAUCACAGACUGAGUGGCUUAAGCAAUAGAAAUUUAUUUCUCACAGUUCUGAAAACUAGAAAGCCAAGGUCCAAGUACUUAUAGCAUUAGUUUCUUCUGAGGCCUCUCUUCUUGCCUUGCAAGUGGUCACCCUCUUGCUCCUUUUUCACAUGGUCAUCCUUCUGUGCACACACACUCUUGUUAUCUCUCCAUAUUUCCUAAACUCCUCUCAUAGGUAGAUAAUCUAAUCAGACUGGCUUAUGGCCUAUCCUGAUGGUUUCUUUUUAACUUAAUUACCUCUUUAAAGGCCCUAUCUUCAAAUCCAGUCAUAUGCUGAGGUACAGAGAGUUAAAGCUUCAACAUAUGAAUUUGGGUGGGACGCAGUUCAGUUGGUACAGAUGGUAUAAGUAAUAUCUUGGUCUGAGAAGUUCAGGUGCCUUUUAGCAGCCUUCCUGUGACUACCACACAACACUUUUACAAUCACUUUGUUGGGCAGAAGUUGGUCAUGUGGCCACACAUAGCUGCAAAGGAGACCACCAGUGUGGUCUUUUACU
This is a messenger RNA of Mustela erminea (ermine), 2525 nucleotides long. RefSeq lists its product as uncharacterized. Lineage: Eukaryota; Metazoa; Chordata; Mammalia; Carnivora; Mustelidae. The record is from RefSeq and is a predicted model, not a curated record.